AUGGGUUCUGUAGCCGAUUCUCCCUCUCAUUCAAACUUUGACGAGCUUCCUCUGCACCCAAGCCAUCCAAAAGCUUCAGCAUGGGGCUUGUGGGGUAAGGAUGAUGAGCUCGGUACAUUGAAUAUGUUAACUACUGAAAGAGUACAAGAAGCAUUGCGCGAAAUCAUGAGUGGCGAUAGAGUUCCUCUGAAUCUCGCGAUGAAUGCAUUUAUCCAACCUAUGAACCCCGCCCGGAAGCCAUGUGACCAUCGUAUCAAGGUAAAAGGUAGUGCCAAUGAUAACGAGCUGCAUAUCAACACACAAGGGGCCAACACACAAGGGGCCAGCCAUUGGGUUGAGUUGAGACAUUACCCUUACCAGCGGUCUCUACAGUACUACAACGGUAUAAGACAAGAAGACAUAUCUGGUCCAUCAGCAAAUCAUCGGAUAGGAAUACAGAAUAUUGCCAAAAACCCCAUCACAGGCCGAGGUGUUCUCCUGGAUUGGGCCUCAUGGGCUAAUUCACAAGGGAUCCAAUAUGCCAGCUUCUCCACAUACUCCAUCCCUCUCUCCCAGCUUGUCUCUGUUGCCUCUUGCCAAGGAGUAUCAUUUCACCGAGGUGAUAUAUUGUUUUUACGCACAGGCUGGUUGGCAGAUUUCAGAUCCCUAAGCAAAGACGAGCAAGCUGACCUCCCUUACCGCGCUGUACGGUCCUCUAUUUGUCUGGAAGCUAGCGAAGAGAGCAUCCGCUGGCACUGGGAUAACGCCUUUGCUGCUGUAGCAAGUGAUACUGGGGCAUAUGAAGCCUGGCCAAGUCCACAGACAUGGGGAGUGACCAUGCACGAAGUGUUUCUCAGUGGCUGGGGACUACCAAUUGGUGAAAGCUUCGAUUUAGAAGAACUAGAAAGGCUCUGCAGAAACAGAGGGAAGUGGACUUUCUUCGUGGUUAGUGUCCCAUUGAACGUUCCUGGUGGCGUUGCCAGUCCCUCGAAUGCAGUAGCGAUCCUGUAAAGAAAUUAUGUGGUAGUUCUUCGGGCCGCAAAUAUCUUGGUUUGGCGAACAGGUGGCCGUCAUUAAACCUCAGUCUCAAUGUGCUGUAUACUUAGCCAUGGAAGCGCGCUGAGCAGUGGCUAUAGCUAAAUGCAAGUGGAGCAAAUAUUAGGCGACAGAAAAGAUAUUCACUGUUAAUGAUAGGAUUGAUCAGGAUUUCUCCUUGGCUAUGUUACUGAAAAAUAAGUUUGAAUGCAGAAAGAAGCUUAUUGUUCAAAAG
Messenger RNA from Trichoderma harzianum CBS 226.95, 1249 nucleotides. RefSeq lists its product as hypothetical. The transcript has 4 exons. Gene Ontology annotation, molecular function: arylformamidase activity. NCBI's taxonomy places the organism in Eukaryota, Fungi, Ascomycota, Sordariomycetes, Hypocreales, Hypocreaceae. The record is from RefSeq and is a predicted model, not a curated record. The coding region runs from base 1 to 990 and encodes 329 amino acids.